CUGGCGCAAUAGCACAGGAACGAUGAUACUUACACUUGACAUGGUCUUGAACUGAGUAGCGCACGCUCGACGGAUCUAUCAUCCUGUGGAUGCACGCAGGCACGGAAGCAACAAGGAACUAAAUUGUACGUGGGGUGAGCGCCAGGGCGCGCAGCUACUACUGGUCCCUCAGGCCCAAGGUUCCAUUCCGUUCAUUGGCGGAUGCUCCUAGUGCCUGCCAAUGGUUUGCACCUCGCCGCCAUCGAGAUUACUGUCCAUCCUGAUCGUCCGUACCAGCCUGUACCUGGGACGCCAGGUACGGGACGUGGUACUGGUACAAAUAAUUGGGCGGGCCCACGCGUAUUCACAGCUUCUGACAGUCUGUUUUGGCUCUUCCCCCUGCUGCCCAAGUUCUCUGAAGCACACCUCUCUAUAUGAAGCGCAUCAUCGUCGCGUGCGAUGGCACCGGCCAGUCCGCGAGCCGCGGCGACCUAUCUGUGUCGACAAAUGUCAACCGCCUCGGGCAUGCCCUGCUGAACGAACCCGGGAAGACUGGCGUGGAGCAGAUCGUGUUCUACCAGUCCGGUGUUGGCACGGCGGACCUGGGCGCGACGUUCCUGAACGCAGGCAAGCUCGUCCAGGGCGCGAUUGGCGAGGGCAUCGAGAACAACAUCGCGGAUGGGUACAACUUCGUGAUGAACAACUAUCUCCCCGGUGACGAGUUGUUCAUUUUCGGGUUCUCCCGCGGCGCGUUCACGGCGCGCGUCCUCGCGAACUUCAUCGCGCGCGUUGGGGUAUUCAGCAAGAGGUACUCGUGGGCCUUCAAGCCCGCGUUCAAGGCAUACGUCGGGGGUCCGGAGAAAUUCGACGUAUACCUGAAGCAGCUCGCGCACAGCGUUGAGCUCGAUCAGAAGUACUGGAAGCCGGAGAAAGGAGAGUACGUACCCAGGGUGUUCAAGGUCAAGAUCAAGGUCGUGGGGUGCUGGGACACCGUCGCGAGUUUGGGAAUUCCGUGGAAGCCCUUCACGAACGCGGGCGGUGUCACCGGAGAUUACACAUACUACGACGGUAUUGAACACGCCUUCCACGCGCUGGCCUUAGAUGAAUGCCGGGGCCCAUUCACUCCGACGUUGUGGUAUCUCCCCGAUGACGACGAAUUUUCCCGUAGCCAUCGACCUCCGUCAAUGCUGGUUCCCGGGCGUGCACACCAACGUGGGCGGGGGCUACCCGAUCAGACGAUCGCCGACCUGACGCUCGCAUGGAUGGUGGACCUCUGUCGGCCGUUCCUCGACUUCGACCAGCGGUACAUCGACAUGUGCGUCGACCUCGACCACCAGCCGUGGAAGAUCCGCAGCAAACACCGCGAGUCGGACCCGGACGGGUUCGACCGCAUGUACCAGGGCUGGGCGCGCGGGAAGCAGUACGACUCGUACAAGCGGGGCCAGACGUGGACGUGGCUGUAUCGCACGCCCGGCGCGUACGACCGGCCGGUCGACCGCACGCGGGAGGUGGUGCAUGCGAGUGUGCGCGAGCGGUGGACGACGCGGCCUGCGGGGCAGGAGUGGCGGCCGCACGCGCUGAAGGGCUUCGAGCCGAAGCAACGCGAGGACGGGAAGUGGGAGUGGGUGAAGGACGCUGGCAGCGGGAAACGCAUUGCCCUCGACGAAGAGCCGUUCGAGAACAAGGCGGAGGGGAGCUUCGAGUGGCUGCUCCGCUACGCCCCUGUAUUCCCAGAGCCGAAGAAAGCAGAUGACAAGUCUGCGGAGGCGGGAAAGAGCUGUAUCGUUAUGUGAUGUUGUACUGUAUGCGCCAAUAUGAGGCCCUCACUUGCAGCCAUGCAUACCGCGACCUGAGAUUUGCAUACCCGGGCCGCCCUACGGACCCACUUAGCAGUGCAUCACAUCUCUUCUACCUUCCUUGACCUCAUCACAUCCCGCUGCUGAGCCCGUGCGUGGACGUCUGGGGGAUUUGGGUCGAAUUUUCACGCCGGCGAGCUCCCGCAAUGAACUUAAGUAGCAACAUUAACCAUCGUUCGCUCUUUUCGCGCUAGAGGCCCGUAACCACCUGUUUAUCAGGAUCAGGGAUGAUCCCCACGAACAUGGCCAACAAGCGUCGCUACUAGACAGCAGACCUGAGAGUCGAAGGCAGUCAUCGAUCGUCUGCGUGUGAGGACAUACCUGGGCAGAAAUUGAACUGG
Molecule: messenger RNA, 2176 nt
Organism: Fomitopsis serialis
Lineage: Eukaryota; Fungi; Basidiomycota; Agaricomycetes; Polyporales; Fomitopsidaceae
Exons: 5
Coding region: 414-1772 (452 amino acids)
Source: RefSeq, a predicted model, not a curated record